Elaeis guineensis (African oil palm) is the source of this 1762-nucleotide messenger RNA. RefSeq lists its product as uncharacterized. Gene Ontology annotation, cellular component: trans-Golgi network; Golgi membrane. NCBI's taxonomy places the organism in Eukaryota, Viridiplantae, Streptophyta, Magnoliopsida, Arecales, Arecaceae. The record is from RefSeq and is a predicted model, not a curated record. Gene Ontology annotation, biological process: Golgi to plasma membrane protein transport; protein localization to Golgi apparatus; Golgi to endosome transport.
UUGUAGUUACCCUCGCUGCCUUCCGACGGGCGUGCAGCGUACGCAAAUGAGGGUCACGUGUUGCCGUUUGAUCUUAUCCACGGCGCUAUCGUGCGGUAGUCAGGCUUUCGCAGGUUCGCAGGCGUCUGCAAACAAAAGAGCAACUGUUUUCUGCCGUCGCAGGAAGCGAUGGUGGGGGGCGGAAGGCUUCGCGAGAAAGCGGAGACAAGCUAUUGAUUGAACCUCUCCAACAACCGAGCGUUCGAGUCGAGAUCUCUCCAUCGUCGCCUUCCGUUUGCUCUCCCUGCGCCGAUCCGAAAUCUCAAUCUCAAUCUCAUCUCGCGUCGACGGAAGAGCAAACGCCGAUCUUUUUGCGCCGAGAUCGAUUAGAUCCGCCGCUCGUGUGCCAGAUCUAAUUCCGCUUCAGGGAGUAUUUUCGAGGUUGGAAGGUUUUAUUAGGGUUUCCAUUAAAUUCUUCUUAGAAAUUCUUCUUGCUUUCGGGAUAAUUCUUUGAUAAUUUUCUCGGUAGAGCUUGCUUUCUUUUUUCACGAAUUCGGAUCGGGAUUCUCGAAGAAAAUUUGAGAUAUUGUGGAGAUCUGGGAAUUCCGUUGCUUGGAGUUAGAUAUUUGGGCAGAAGAAAUUGGAAAUUUUUGGCCGUUUUGAUUCAAUGAUUGAUUGGAAGAAAGAUGGAAAAUUGGAGAUCUAGUUUGAUAAAUUGGAUUGUUUCAGAUGGAGAAAUCUUAAUUGCUUCCGAUUAGAGGGGGCGUGACCGCAGAAUCUAGGGUUUUGUGGGUUCUUUUUACCGUACGAAGAAGUCAUGUUCUACGGGGCGUUGGUAUGGGAUCCAUGGCUGAUCGUGUCUCAGAUCGUCUGCCUUCAGUGUUUGUACUACCUGACUCUCGGACUGUUCAUGGCCAUUCUCGUUGGCACUCGCGUGUCCAGGUUGAGCCUCAUGUAUUUCUUCGAUUUCUCAACUCUUACUGCUUCCACGGUCACUGGGUGGUGCGCGAUUGUUUCAUUUCUUCUCAGCUCUCUUACCGGGGCAGGUUACUUACUUUAUCUGAUCGAGAGAGCCAAAAAAUGUUUAGAUUUUUCGGCUACCCUCUAUAUCAUUCAUCUCUUUAUAUGCAUCAUUUAUGGAGGAUGGCCGUCCUCCAUCACAUGGUGGGUUGUUAAUAUUACCGGAUUGGCAUUGAUGUCUUUGCUUGGAGAAUGGCUGUGUAUCAGACGUGAAUUACGAGAAAUUCCUAUUACACGACUUCGUUCAAAUGUUUGACCACAAAAUUUGGAAGAGAACAGUUACGCUUCAUACUUUCUUAUAGCCAGCCCAUUCUAAAUAUCCUUUUCGUGGAAAUGUCACGUUAUGAUUAGGUACGUCAACGGGGCGGAUACUGUCGCAGCUUUGAAGAUCUUUAGUGAUUUCAAUGUUGGAACGUUUUGGGACAUCAAUUUAUGGAGAAGCAGACGAUUCCAAACUGUAGAGUUGCAUCGCGGAAUCUACAUGUUUAUUAUUUUUUACCUAAUCCUGCGAUCGUCCUUCUAUUGGGAACUUUCGCAAGAAUGUUUGGGCUUUUGGCCAAUAUGAAAAUUUAUAUUAAAAAUCAACUAGUUUGUACUUCAGCCCCUCCUUUUUGAUAUAACUGAACGCGUGCGUGGAUUUUGCUUAUCUUUCGUUAAUUGUCUUGCAACAGUAGGUGGUCACAGGCAGUAGAACUCACCUUUUUGUGUACCAAAGUUGGCAAUUUGCCAUCUAUACAAGUAGACAAAAGGCCAUCAUUACAGA